AACUGUGAAAAUGUGCGGAGCAUCGUCGUCUACGUCGUCGUGUGGAUUGUGAAAAUAGAGACCUUUUUUAUAUGUAUAUUAUUUUUAAUUUCGUUUAAUUUGUUUACGCGCUCAUUGCCCCGCGUUUAGUGUGAAAUCUUGUAGAUACUUUAGCCAAAUCGAAACCGCACUAAUUGUGCGUGGGCCAGCAGCCAUGCCUGAGUGAAUUAUCCGCCACAGAUUGGCCACUAUCUCAAGUGCAUUCGUAUAUGUAUCUCGCUCACUGUGUAUCUGUGUAUCUGUGCCUCUGUGUCUGUGCCUCAGUGUAUCUUUAAACGAACAAAGCGACAAAGGGAAUGCUCUUUGAACACCACAAAUAUUUGGAUUAUCUAAUACUAUAAAUUGGAUGGAAGGAAAAAACUUUUAUAAAUAGAGCGGUGGAAAGAAAAAACAACAAAAGAAAUCAAAAUGAAAAGUGCAGCAGCAGCAAAUACCAACAAAAUGUGUAACCAAUCAAUGGAGUUUUGAACCCUUAAAAAAUCACCAAAGCCAAUAUCCAAAAAUAACCAAAAAAAAAGCAGAAAAGCAGAGAGAAGCAAAAUCUGGCAACAGCAGCAUCGAGCGUCACUGCGUUGGUCCAAAGACCAGAAAUAAAUCCACCGGCAACGGCGGCAACUAAAUGUUGUUGCUCUUGUUGGCGUUCAUCAUGCGAUUCGUAGACAUUUCCAAACGCUGUGCGGCCUGCUCCAGGGCCGGCAUCGAUUGCCAGCACGGCAGCAACAUAGCGCACAGCGAUGCCAAUGGCAAUGCGGCCACGGCGGCCUGCUGGCAACAUGUUGCCACCAGCAACCAGAGCAACAGCAACAGCAACAGCAACAGCAGCAGCAGCACCAGCAGCGGCUGUGACAGCAAUAGCUCCUCCAAAGAGAACUACUAUGCACCACAGCAACAGCAGAGGCAGCAACAGCGGCAGCAGAGGCAGCACCAGCAACAUUUGCAACAGCAACAGCAACAUUUGGGUGUGACACCGCAGCAACUAGAGCAGAUACGCUUCUAUCAGCGCAUGCAGCAGCAGCAAUUGCAACUGUUGCAGCAACAACUAAUGCAGCGGCGUCGCCUGCAGCAGCAACUGAGGGAUCAGGGUGUGCCAGCCAAACAGACCACAACCACAGCGGGUUUGACCUGCAAUCAACAGUAUUUGAGGCAGCAAAGAAUGCAGCAACAGCAACAACAGAUGCAACAGCAGCAGGUGCAGCAGCAACAACGAUAUCUGGACAACAGCAACAUUGAUCAUGACUAUCUAAACAACAAUAUUAACAAUCGCAACAGUAAUCCGAUUCUAGGCCAAGGAAACUUGAAACUUCGACGUGGCAUGACCGAAUUCUCAACAAACAACGAUCACAAGCAACCGCAUUUCAUCUCCGCAUCUCAGCAGAAACCGCUCCAGAAUUCACCCAUUCACCAGACUAAUCCCAGACCGCAUCAUCAUCCCCAACCGCUUCAACGCUUUGCCCAACAGCAACAACAGUAUCUUCAGCAGACCCUGCCCCAAGGCCAGCAACAGAACGGCAACACGGCUGCCCACAUUGGUCUAGGAUCGUCGCCACAUUCCCCGCUCGGCUAUAGGAAUCCCCUCAACAGUCCCACCGGCAAUACGGCGGGUAAACGCUACCAGCAACAGCUGACCGAUCGCCUGCUGCAGCAGCAACAUCUGCAACACUGCCAGCAACAGCAAUUGCAGUCGCUGGGUGGCGGCGGCGGCAGCGAUGAGGAGUACGACACUAGGGAGGAACUGAGCGAGGAGAGCCUCAAGCAGAAUGUGGCCAUUGUCCUGAGCAAUCUGGAUCGGUACAACAACGCUUUGCGCAGCUUAAUACUGAAUGAGCAGGUGAGCGGCGGUGGUGGCGGCCUCGGCGGCAGCAGCAGCCUCUUUCUCGACAGCAACAGCAGCAGCAGCCUGCUCUUUGGCUGCGACAACGAUACGAAUCAGCGUUGCAACAACAACAACAACAACCAUAACGUGUGGGGCAAAAUGGCAGCCACACCGGAAUCGGACUACAACAGCAAUGCCACAACGCCAGGGGGCAGGAGUGGCAGCGAUCAGCAACAGCAACAACUUGGGGUAGGUGCAACGCUUUGUGGUGGUGGUGGUGGUAUACGGGACUCUAACGGUGGCAACUGUUCGCUGGCCUCCUCGCACGACUUUACUCACGACAAUUCCGAUUAUCAGUGGUUCCUCGACUACGGCUAUCGGGAUGGCUGCAGCGGCAUGCAGCGCAGUGUUCUCAGCUCCCUUUCGGCCUCCUACAAUGCCAUGGGGGAUCUCAUCUACUACGAGGAUCUGGCCAAGAAUCUGGACGCCAAUCUGGCCGAGGUCGAUAUGGAGAGUUUUCGUGCCGAGGAUAUACAUUCGCUGUUGUCACAGCUGCCGGCCUACUGCAAGAGUCUGGGCGGUGCGAAUAGUCGACUGCAACAGUCGCUGCUACACCAGCAGCAGCAGCAGCACUUGCAACAGCAACAACAGCAGCAGCAGCUAGAGCACAGCAGCAACAGCAACAACAUGAUGAUGAUGAUGCCGCACAACAUGAUGUCGCAGACAUCGACGACAUCCACCAACGAGCUGAUCGACAACUCGUUCUGCAAGUCCGAGCUGCUGUUCUCGCCCGUACGCGAGUCGCACAUCUCCGUGGACUCGCUGGACAUGGACGCGUAUCCCGAUGAGGGCGAGAUAAUACUCACCUGCAACAAGGACAACUAUACCAUAGCCUUCGAGGGCAGUGUACUCUACUCGGACGAGAGUUUCUAUGAACCCAAUGACAUGGCCAUGAGGAGGAGCAAACAGAACUGCAUCAAUUUGCAUAGCAAUCUGGAGGAUAUUGUGAAGCGCAACAAGGCCCUGGAGGUAUCGAUGUCACGCUCGGCCCAGGCCUUUCAGCCACUGGGUCCAACCAUGUCGCCCAAGGGCGCAACAGGAGCGGCAGGAGCCACGGCCAAACUGCAGCGACGCUCGUUGUUUCUGGUUUCGCCCGCACGCAGAUAUCCGUCGGGCAACAACAACACGGAGACCAUUACCAUCACAAGACAUCUGCCGCAGUGCAGCGUCAGGAAGAGCAGCAGUCUGCCGAAUCUGCAAAGCGAAGAGGCAAUGCCAAGGCCAGAGCAGGAGGAGCAACAGCAACAGCCACAGUCCCAGCGAGUGGAUCAGGGAGCACCUUUGAAUGUCUCGCAGGCGAUCAGCACCUCGACAAUGGAGUCGUGCAAGUCGCGAUCGAGAAAUCUGCUGCCCAUGUGCCAGAUGCCCAUAUCCAUAAGCGUUUCCAUAUCGGAGAGACUGCAACAACAGGCAGAGCUGCAACAGCAGCAACAGCAACAGCAGCAGCAGCACCGUCACAAGCAUCAUCGCUGCAUUUGCUCCCACGAGAGUCAGAACUUCUGUUCGGGGUCUGUGUCCUCGGGCAACUCCUCCAAUCCGCCGGCCUUCAAUCUAGUCAAGCUCUUCAUCAAACAGAAGAGCACCAGCAGCGGCGACGAGGAGCCGCUAAUGGCCCAGGCCAGUGCACACACCUGUAUGGAUGUCUCGUCGGGCUGUUGGCCCUCCAGCGAUGCGGCCAGCUCGAGCAGUGGCUCCCUGGAGCAGCGUCUGCGCAAGAAGAGCAUGAACGACUCGGGCAAGGGUUCGGCGGUCAGUCGUCACGACGAGGAGGAGGAGGAGCACCACCACUAUGCGGAUCAACAGACGACCCCCAAGCAGCGUCAGCUGCGCGCUCGAUCCGAGGCGGUGUUCUAUGACGAUGCGGCCAGCUCGAGUUCCACGGGCUCCCUGACGGCCACCAAUUCGCCGGCCCAUCGUCGCCGCAGUAUGCCGUUGCGGAAUCCACAGCUCUAUCAGCUGGCGGCAGCCCAGACCUCGACGGCCAGCCAGAUGUCGUCGGAGGCCAGCACCGAGGAGCAACUGACGCAGGUGCCGCGACGAGCAGGCGCCGAGGCGGCGUCCACACGCCCCCUGUCCUGUGCCUCCAGCUCGGAGAUGAUAACACGCUCCAUGCAGACAUCCUGCGGUUCGUUGAGCACCACGCGCAGCAGCCUGAGCGAGAGAUACCGAUGUGUGCCGCCCUCCUUCCUGGAGAAGCUGAACAACCUGGGGGAGCAGCGGGAGGCGCCCAUCUACGUGAUCUAUCCGAACUAUGCGCUGCCCGACUUGGGCUUUGUAAAGACCACAGCGGCCACCCCGGACGUGAUCUUCUCGCCGUUCAACUACAAGAUGACGCUGGACGGAGCCGCCACCAGCAGCGGAUCGCUCAAGAAGCAGCGCAGCAGCAACAGCUGCAGCAGCCGGCAGAGCCUCAACGAGGACGAACUCCUCAAGACGCUGGACUACAAGCACAUAGCCGACUGGCAGUCGCUGGCCACCCUGUUGCCGGUGGAGUAUCGCCGUCGGCUGCAGCACAUUCCCGAGGUGAAGCAGCUGGUACGACAACUGGAUGCGGAUCUCGCCCAGCGACCGCUGUUCUGUAUGUCGCCGCCGUUGCGCAGGAACCGCACACACAUCUGCGAUUGUGCCAAGUACUUCCAGCAGACGCAGACGGGCCACACCCAGCCGCUGCUGGACGAGGGCUCCAGCUCGGGGUCCAGCCAGCCGCCCAGCUCCGGCUAUCGGGGCUCUUCCACGCUGCUAACCGACUCCGAGCUGGACGCCGAUGCGGAUCCGCUGAAGCAAAUGUAUGUCUACCAGUACGAUCAGCAGCAGCACACGACGCCACCGCAGCCCAUGCCGAGGAGCAUCUUGCGCAAGGCAAACUCUGCCCAGGCACGGACCAAGCGCAAUUCCAUGAUCGAGGGCGGCCAGCAGACGCAGAAGAUGUCCAAGCUGGAGAAGCGACGGAGCCUGCAGGAGCCGCCCUAUAACUACGCCCUGGGCUCCACCGAUGAGCUGGCCGAUGUGUUUGAGGAGGAAGAGCAUAGCCAGGCACAGGUCCAGGCACCGGCAGUGAAGCAGCGCCUCUCCCGCAAGGAUCUGGACGCCCGGGCACGGGCCGAGAACUUUCUGGCCAGCCUGCCACGCUCCGAACUGAAGUAUUAUGCGGAGAUUGCCUCCAUUCUGGAGACAUCCGGCGAGCAGGUGCAAUACGAUGCGGCUGCCCUCAAGAAGGAGGUGAGUCGCGUGCUCAGCCAGCAGAAGAAGGUGUCCUUCACCGAUGAGGCGGCCACCUUGACGGCGGCCCUCGCUGGGGAUGCCAAGCGCUUCUCGACGCCACCCAAUUCGCCCAACAUUUCCAUGGCGGCCGCCCUGCAGCGACGCGAGACCCUCGACGUGCUCGAGCAGCGGAAGAUCGAGAGCAAUCGCUUCAAGCGGCUGCAGAUACAAUGGGAACUGAUGAGCAAAGACUCGAGCAUGCUCAAGGAGCUGGCCAGCGAGGCGGCGACCAAGAGUGGCGGCUCCACGCCCACAUCCACCAAUUCGACGGGCUCCAAUUCGGCGACAAGAUCAAGGAUACCCCGACCAGUCAGCUAUCCAGCAGGAAGAAGUUCCACACCCACAUCGACGCCCACAGCGGCCACUGCGGUGGCCAGUAGUCCCUCCACAACACCCAAGACUGUCACUAAAAGCCACAACAAAACUCUGUCUCUUUUGUCCUCCCCGCGUUUGAAUAGACUAAGCAGCGCCCAGCAGGAUGCCGCCAAUGGGUCAGGCAAGGCCGGCAGCAGCAGCACACGAUCGCCCAGUCGCAUAGUGCAACCGAAGCGGUACAGCCUGGCGGGCACCCCGACACACACACCCCCAGCAGCAGUAAGGCCGCGCACGCCCACCAAUCGAGUGACAGUAACGGCGCCCAAUACACCAAAGCGUCAGGCGGGAGUUGCCCCAUCGCCCAGACCCACCUCGCGAGUGCGUUGAGCGUCCACACCAGGUCCAGUCAUACCCCAAUUAGUCAGCGAUUACUCAACAACAAAAACAUAAUCAAGAAAAACCGCAAUGAAACAUUGUAAAAUUCUAGACUAAGGCUUUGUGUGCGUGCGGCUCUACUGCUUAAAACACCUGGAAAGUGAUAUAUAGAGGAAACCGUGAGCUAAGGAGAGAUGGAGGGGCAGCGAGGGACGGCGAGGGGAACAUUGAAAGGUCCGACAGUGCUAGUACUAGGGUACCUCCUGAUUGAUAUUGAUAUUUUUUGUUGCGGGAAAGUAGCUGAAUUUUUCAUUUUCUACUGAAAAUCUAUACAUAUGCCAAGUACGCGUAAACAAAUAUUUUGAUGUAUAUACACACACACACACACAGACACAAGCAUAUACAUAAACAUAUGUAUACAUAGACGCUUUUCCCCCCCACCCCCCCACACUAGCUGCUACUCAAAAGAUACGCGGAUACACAAUACAUAAAGAAAUUGUAUAAAAUAUUUUCUAUAAAAUGGCAGCCUAUACGUAUAGCAAAUAAUCGACCAGCAGCCAAAAAAAAAGGCAGGAAAAGGCAUAGAUCGGGAUGCAAUAGAACAAUACAUAAUCGAGGAUUUGCGGACGGCCUUUAGCUUGAUUUAUGAUUUAAUCGCAGACUCAAGUAUUUUUUGGUUGCGUGACUUUUAUUUUAUGCCGAGACGAAACGCGCCCUUUGCUGCGCUCAAAGUGAUUUCAAAUUGUACGAUAUAUUGAUUACUAUUAAACUUACCACUUACUUUCAUUUGUAACUAUUUAAAGCCUAUCUAUCUAUGCGCUCUAACCGCUGUAACCACUCUAUCUCUAUGACAUAAAUAUAAUUUUUUAUUUAACUGCUGGAAGACAUCAAACUAAUUUGUAAGAACAGAACAGAGCAGAGCAAAACACUUUUCUAUCCUUAAUUGUAUAGCUAUUUCUUAUAUACUAUAUAUACUAUUAUGUAUUAUGUGCGGAGCGGUUCAACACACACACACACACACAUAUUAUAGAUUUUCAAAAAGUAUCACCAAAUGCGGGAUAUGCGGGAGUAUAAUUAUGUAUUAAACAACAACAGAAACAAAACAAAAACAAAACAUUGUAUAAAAAUACAAAAC
Messenger RNA from Drosophila miranda, 6998 nucleotides. Its product is annotated as probable serine/threonine-protein kinase DDB_G0282963. The record is from RefSeq and is a predicted model, not a curated record. Bases 659 to 5875 code for a protein of 1738 amino acids. NCBI's taxonomy places the organism in Eukaryota, Metazoa, Arthropoda, Insecta, Diptera, Drosophilidae. The transcript has 7 exons.